UAACUUAAAAAAAAAGUGUAACAUUUGCCUCAGAGAUGUUGUGGAGUACUGUAAAGUUACGUACAAUGAAAACACUCAAGUAAAGCACAUGUACCUCAGUUACAUCCAUUCUGUGUUUGUUCACAUUACCACAUCACACUUGCAUAAGUUGCCUAUUGAACCACAAGGUUUUUCCAAACUACUUGUGAUGUCAUAAAAUCAUGCUCAUGCGUAGACAUCAGAGGAACUGUCUUUCCUUCUGAGACGUGUGCGAAAACAGCCCGUUAUUGUCACACUCUGCACAGACGUCAUUCUGCACAGCGAAGGUCAAACAAAACAUUUUUGAGUGAAGGGAGACUUUAAAAACAUUAAAUCAAAUGAAUAUCUUUGCAUGGCAGACACUGAUACGACAUUCCAUGACAGAAAAAGCAGAGGUUAACUUUGAAAAACUAGAAAAGGCUGCAUCCAACUUAGCUUGGCCAUUUUUUUUCUUCCCAGCAGACAUUUUGAUGUGAAAUGGCAGGAAAACCGUGUAAUUAAUAAUAUGAAUAAUUGCUGAAUUUUCUCUAAGCUUCACACAUUUCAGCGCCUGUCACUGUGUGUCUUGGCUCGCUGACAAAGCUUUCAGAUGCACUUAAUAGUGACUCAACCAUGGUCAAUGAUAUUAAUUACACCUGCGCCUGCCCUGCUAUGACACAUGGAACGGAGCCAUUCCUAAUAGUUUUUGCUUCGCCUAAGCGUUUCCUGCUGGGACCGGUUUGUGUACUGUAAUUUCGUAUGAGACAGGGAACAAAACACUGGUGAUGUUCAGCGGAAAAAUUCCAUGUUGUUCCACUUCAGUUAUUGUGAAAAUGUCACGUGCACUGAAAUACCACCUCUCAGCAUGGCUGCUGUCUUCUUUAACGCUCUAAGUCCUACCUUCAUGAUUGUUGUAAUGUUAGAGCUAUAGGUAACUGCCGUGAAUGUAACCUGGGUUUAUUUUUAUGGAUGUAGCAUAACAGUGUCUCUACAUUUCCUGUCACGUUUCAACUUUUAAGUAACUCCAAACACAACAAAUGAAUCAACAGUGCUGGCAUUUUUGUUUUGUUUUGGGGUUUUUUGUUGUUGUUGUUGUUGUUGUUGUUGUUGUUGCAUUACCUGGAAUCAAAAGAAAAAAGAAAAAAAAACCUAGUUUGUCUGUCACCCAAAAAGACAGUUCGCAGCCUCCUCAGAGCUCGUCCAGUCCAGUUCCUCCAGCUGUAAAUAGAUAUGUUGAAGGACUUGUUUGUGUCAAACAAAAAAAACUCAAGCCACUUCCAGUUUAGAUGCAGGAAGCAUUUUUCACAAACACUUCCGAAGAAGUGAUUGUGAAACAAAUCAGCUGUUUGCAGUUGUGUACACUUCAAGUACGUUUUCACACUUUACAUUAUGCGAGCGCUGAUGCAACAGAGGCACAUUAGACAGUCCUAUAAAGGUGGUUCAGCACGUGUAAUGGCAUAGUAGCGUCUGUGGAUGAGGAAUCACUGACAUUUUCAAGUGCUCCAUCGCUGGUUAAUGAAGAACACGGCAGCGCUCUGUUGGAGCUCCUCUGGCUUUGCAACACAUCUCCUCCUGUGAUGAUCGCAGUCAGCAGAUCCAGGUCUCUUUACCAGAGGCUGAACAAUGAUAUCAAAGACAGGCUGGCUGCCUACUCCCUGAGUCUCCACACAUCAGCCAACUCAACGGUAAACUUGCUCAGGGAUGUUGACCCGGUGGUCUUCGCCAUCAGGAGAGGGGACAUGAAGGCUGUAAAUGACGCGGCUUCAUCCUCUGCUCACCGCCUGCUGAAGGAGAACAAAGAUGGGUGGAUACCUCUGCACGAUGCUGCCUUCUGUGGACAGACGGAGUGCUUGAAGAUCCUACUGAGAGCUCAUCCAGGUUCAGUGGACAAACGUACCUUGCAGGAGCAGACGGCCCUGCUGCUUGCCGUCUCAUGUGAACACUCGUCAUGUGUGCGGUGCCUUCUGGAAGCAGGCGCUGACCCCGACAUCAGCAGCAAGAACAAAGAGACCCCUUUGUACAAAGCCUGUGAGUUGGAGAGCGUGGACAUGGUGAGCCUGAUCCUGUCCUACGGUGCCACUGUGAACCAGCGUUGUGGUCAGGGCUGGACGGCCCUCCACGAGGCUGUAUCCAGGGACAACACAGACAUCUGUGAGAUGCUAAUAAGAGCCGGGGCCUCAAUCAAUCCACCCAAUACCUACAGCAUCACACCACUCAUUGUAGCAGCUCAGCGAGGACAGAUGAGGGCACUGUGUUACCUUAUUGGAAAAGGUGCAGAUGUGAACAUGCAGACGUGUGAUGGUGUCACAGCGCUGCACGAGGCGAGUAAAAAUGGCCACAAGGAAGUGGUAGCAGUGCUGUUGACUAAAAACGCUGAUGCAAACAAACCCACAAACUCAGGACUGCUGCCGCUACACGUGGCAGCACAGUAUGGACACCAUGACCUUGUGUCCCUGCUUGUCCCAGUGACAAGUCGAGCCAGGCUCCGCAACAGUUGCAUCAGCCCCCUCCACCUGGCAGCAGAGCACAACAGACACACUGUGGCAGCUGUGCUGCUGAAGACAGGUGCAGAUGUAAACGCCACACUGGCCCACAGUCACUCAGUCCAGUAUGCUGAUCGCCGCGCAACAGCCCUCUACUUUGCCAUCGCCAACGGCAGCACCGAGACAGCGGAGGUGUUGCUAAAGGCAGGAGCUAGUCUAAGCCUGGACCCGGUCAGCCCUCUCCUGAUGGCGGUGCGGCAAGGCUGUGUCAGCACCGUGUCUUUGCUUUUGGAGAGGGGGGCCGAUGCGAACGCCACAAUCCCGUCUCAUGCUACAACAUUCCCCGCUGCUGUUGCACUUUGCAUGAAUAAUCUGCCUCUACUCAAGUGCCUUUUGGACAAUGGCUGUGAUGCCCUGUCUUGUUUUACAUGUACACAUGGCAGUGCCCCUCAUCCGACAGCAGCGGGGUCCCACAUAAGAGGUGGCAACAAUGGAUAUGUUCUGCAGAAUGAAAAUAUGCUUCAUUUAACCUGCACUGAGCCACAAGAAGGAGCAACACAGUUCUGUGAGUGGAUCUCAAGUUCAGUUGUGUGUCAGCGGGCUGGACCGAUCAUAGACCUGCUGCUGGAGCAUGUUGCUCAGGUUCAGCUGUGCAGCAAGCUCACCGAACUGCUGGACAGCCAGGAAGAAUGGCUCGCCGUUAAGAGGAAGUCACUGUCACCUCGUCCACUGCUGCACCUUUGCAGAUUACGGAUUCGGACCCAAAUGGGGAGAAACAGACUGAAAUCUCUCACGAGCCUACCCCUGCCAGACAGACUGAUCAGAUACCUGAGCCUGGCUGACUGACCUUAACAUGAACGUCAAGCAAUAUAGGCAUCAGAGCUGUGACUAAAUUUAUCAUUCUGUGGUUCUUUUUUUAGUCAAAUCUGUAAAUGCAGUUCUCUAUGUAUAAAACAUCUAUUUAUAACAUGAGAAGUGUGACUAU
This is a messenger RNA of Acanthopagrus latus (yellowfin seabream), 3465 nucleotides long. RefSeq names its product ankyrin repeat and SOCS box protein 2-like. The record is from RefSeq and is a predicted model, not a curated record. NCBI's taxonomy places the organism in Eukaryota, Metazoa, Chordata, Actinopteri, Spariformes, Sparidae. The transcript has 9 exons. Gene Ontology annotation, molecular function: protein binding. Gene Ontology annotation, biological process: intracellular signal transduction. Bases 1575 to 3326 code for a protein of 583 amino acids.